Messenger RNA from Patiria miniata (bat star), 504 nucleotides. Its product is annotated as ladderlectin-like. The record is from RefSeq and is a predicted model, not a curated record. The transcript has 2 exons. NCBI's taxonomy places the organism in Eukaryota, Metazoa, Echinodermata, Asteroidea, Valvatida, Asterinidae. Bases 1 to 504 code for a protein of 167 amino acids.
AUGUCCCUUCGUCAAGCGUGUUCCGUGUUGGUCGGCAUUACCGUCAUCGUGUUGACAUCACCCUUAACGCCACUGGCCAGCUCUGAAGUUUGCCUGACGUCACUUGUAAGCUGUCAACCCGGCUGGCAGCCCUGGGGACGAGGGUGUUACAACGUCACCACGGCCAAGCUCCAGUAUUCGGAGGCCGUAGCACAUUGCGUGAACCGUGGCGCCCGCAUGGCAGCAGCUCGAUCCCACGAGGAGAAGGAGUUCAUUCAAGCCCUGCUUGUUCGGAAGGUCCCGGGUGUCAAGGCAUCAUGGGUAAACUGCCGGUCGACUCCUCGUGAAGGUGGUGCUCACCGAUUCGAAUGCGAUGGGGAUGAGGUAAGUGGGCUGGGCGAGUACUACCGUAACUGGGCAGAUGGGGAACCGAACGGAAAUGCAGCCGAUCUCGCGCUCGGUCCGCGCCGGGUGCCAGAACUUCUCAAAGACCGAAUGGUUCCCUCCAGCGUUAGGAGAGCUUAA